Chaetura pelagica (chimney swift) is the source of this 1740-nucleotide messenger RNA. It is a transcript of the gene ALG9, whose product is annotated as ALG9, alpha-1,2-mannosyltransferase. Gene Ontology annotation, molecular function: alpha-1,2-mannosyltransferase activity. Bases 1 to 1740 code for a protein of 579 amino acids. The record is from RefSeq and is a predicted model, not a curated record. Gene Ontology annotation, biological process: protein N-linked glycosylation. The transcript has 15 exons. Gene Ontology annotation, cellular component: endoplasmic reticulum membrane. Lineage: Eukaryota; Metazoa; Chordata; Aves; Apodiformes; Apodidae.
AUGGGGAGGCCCUGGAGGGUCGAUGCUCCGUUAGGAUCGUCUGGGAGCAAAUCAGGACAAGUCUGGGCCCCUGAAGGAUCAACAGCUUUCAAGUGUCUCAUCUCAGCCAGGUUCUGUGCAGCUCUCUUAAGCAACAUCUCUGAUUGUGAUGAGACGUUUAACUACUGGGAACCAACACACUACCUGGUUUAUGGAAAGGGGUUCCAGACGUGGGAAUACUCCCCAGCCUAUGCCAUUCGCUCCUAUGCUUACCUCUGGCUUCAUGCCUUACCAGCCUUGUUCCACGCUAGAGUUCUACAAACUAACAAGGUUCUUAUCUUCUAUUUCCUCCGAUGCUUCCUGGCCUUCCUGAGCUGCAUUUGUGAGCUCUACUUCUACAAGGCUGUGUGCAAGAAGUUUGGGCUACAUGUCAGCCGGCUGAUGUUGGCCUUCUUAGUGCUCAGCACGGGGAUGUUUUGCUCAUCUGCAGCUUUCCUCCCAAGCAGCUUCUGCAUGUACACCACAGUGGUUGCCAUGACUGGCUGGUAUAUGGACAAAACCUCUGUAGCAGUGCUGGGGGUGGCUGCUGGAGCCCUGCUGGGCUGGCCCUUCAGUGCAGCUCUUGGGCUCCCUAUUGCCUUUGACUUCUUGAUACUGAAGCAGAGGUGGAAAAGCUUCCUGAACUGGUGUGUGGUGUCCCUGAUCUUGUUCUUGGUGCCCUUGGUGGUUGUGGAUAGCUAUCAUUAUGGGAAGCUGGUGGUUGCACCUCUCAACAUUGUUUUAUACAACGUCUUCACCUCUCACGGACCUGAUCUCUACGGUACGGAACCCUGGUCCUUCUAUUUCAUCAAUGGCUUUCUGAAUUUCAACGUGGCAUUUAUUUUGGCACUGCUUGUGCUGCCCCUGACCUGUCUCAUGGAGUGUCUGCUUCAGAAAUUCCAUGUUCAGAAUCUGGGCCGUCCCUACUGGCUGACACUGGCUCCAAUGUACAUUUGGAUCAUGAUUUUCUUCAGUCAGGCCCACAAAGAAGAGAGGUUCCUCUUUCCCAUCUACCCCCUCAUCUGUCUCUGUGGUGCUGUGGCUCUCUCUGCUCUGCAGAAAUGUUACCACUUCGUCUUCCAGCGCUACCGCCUGGAGCACUACACAGUGUCCUCCAACUGGCUGGCCCUGGGGACUGUCCUUCUCUUUGGCCUUCUGUCAUUGUCACGUUCUGUUGCCUUAUUCAGAGGCUACCAUGGGCCCCUGGACCUGUAUCCAGAAUUCCACAGGAUUGCUACUGAUCCAAGUAUUCACACUGUGCCAGAGGGGAGACCAGUUAAUGUCUGUGUGGGAAAGGAGUGGCACAGGUUCCCAAGCAGCUUUCUCCUGCCAGAUAAUUGGCAGCUCCAGUUCAUCCUGUCAGAAUUCAGGGGCCAGUUACCAAAACCAUUUGCCAAGGGACCAAUGGCCACACGGAUCAUUCCCACUGACAUGAAUGACCAAAACAAGGAGGAGCCAUCUCGAUAUAUUGACAUUUCCAAAUGCCACUAUCUGGUGGACUUGGAUACAGCAGCUGAAAGCCCAAGGGAGCCAAGGUAUUCCUCCAACAAAGAAGAGUGGGUAACCAUUGCCUACAAGCCAUUCCUAGAUGUUUCCAGGUCCUCACGGCUGCUCCGUGCGUUCUACGUCCCGUUCCUGUCCGAGCAGCACACAUGGUAUGCAAACUACACCAUCCUGAAACCCCGGAGGUCCAAGCAAGCCAGGAAAAAAAUGGGAGGCUAG